Molecule: messenger RNA, 1872 nt
Organism: Aspergillus ruber CBS 135680
Lineage: Eukaryota; Fungi; Ascomycota; Eurotiomycetes; Eurotiales; Aspergillaceae
Exons: 2
Coding region: 1-1872 (623 amino acids)
Source: RefSeq, a predicted model, not a curated record
AUGUCUGUUCAAUACGCUUACUAUCGUCCAACAACACCCCCGGACGUCCCAUUGAGCGCGGCACAUAGUCGCCAUGCCUCAGACUCAUCCGUUUACUCUACCGACGCUUCGUCUCCCUGGUCUGCGACGACAUCUGCAACUAGCCCUGGCGGCUCACCACCCCGGAAGCUUCAUCACGGGCCAGCACUUCUUCCUAAGAUCCGGCCCCAGGAUGUUGUGGUUGAGCCUGCUCCCCCAGCUGGAUCGCGUCAACGUCGCAGCACGCGGAAUCUACCAGCUCCCUUGCCGUACGUUCAUGGCAACUCAGGAGCUCAGCAGAGCGCUCAUCUUGCAUCCCCGGCUGCUCCGGGGUACAGCUCAAGCAAUGGCGUGGCUCUAUUGUCGCCAGUGAGCAUCACAUCAUCGAACAAGCGCAAGGCAUCGUCUUCCCCUGAGGGUCAUUCCCGGCAUGUAUCUGAAUCGAGAAACCGUGAGGCGAUGCUGGAACGAUAUGGCUAUCCUACAUACCGACAGCUGCCCAGGUACAUUGUUCCGUCUACGCCAGCGACUCCGAAUAUCGUUGUGCAUCCACCGCACUUGCAGCAGCGUUCGACGGCCGAAUACACAUAUCAGCAGUCACCAGUGGCCGUAUCGAAGACACCACAGUACUACUACCAGCACUCACACACCCAAAAUGUCCAUCCAUACCCCGCUGGCUCGGUCUAUCGCUCUGAGGAAGUGCAAGAGUCAACAACAACAACAAUGUUGUCGUACCUGACGGCACCUACGCAGGCGAUCAAGCUGGUGCGAAACGUCAACGUCGUGCCAACCAGAGGAAUGCACGAUUACUUCUGGUGGGACAUCCGCAACCUACGCAGCUGGACAUCGUUCCAACCCUCCACAUUCGACUCAAUUGAUUGCCUAACGAAACUUCUAACGACGGAAAUCCCAUCAUACCUCACCCCGCCGACCAUGGUCCAUCCUUCACGUCUCGCACCUGAAUGCGAAACCACCUUAAUCGGUUUGGUCAAUGACAUCUACGCCCCCCGCGUCAACGCAGCGCUGGCUGUAUCCCAAGGCACGAACCACUUACGGCUCUACGCAGCACCCGGAGUGCGGACCUCUGUGAACAAGAACUACGGCGGACCGCACUUCCUUGCUAACUACUCAACCGACACGGACCAGACAAGCUCGGGGCUGCCCCGGGGCCGACUCGUCGGGAUAGUUAGAAGCUUUGACCGGUGGAACACAGGGAUGCGCAAAGAAGCGGAACCAAGACGGGUUGAGUACUUGAACGGUCUCGCACACUUGCAGCGAUGCAUGCGCGAACACAACUGUCGAUACGGGUUCAUAAUGACCGAAAUCGAACUUGUUUGCAUACGCGCAGGUUGCGACAACGGCGACGCCGAAGCAGUCCCAUACUUCGGCUUCCUCGAAAUCUCCCCUCCCAUCCCAACCAAAACCUCCGACGACGAUACCCGAUUCCAAUCCCCCGCUCUAUCUAGCACAGGCAUCGACGGCCUCUCAUCCUCAACCUCGUCCACCCGCAGCCGCAGCAGCAGUUACUCGCCCAUCCCUGACCGCAAAACACACCCCUACUACAAUACAUAUGCAAACACACAAACCCUCGAUGUCCCCCUAACGACAACCCUAGCUCUUUAUUUUCUCCUCAUGCUUUCGAAGGAUACGCCACUGCCCUCUCAGCCCUCACCGCACGUCAACGUUGGCGGACCAGGCGCGCUUACUCGGCAGAAGGUUCUGCCAGAGGGCAGGGAUAAGUGGAUUCCGAAGGUGCAUGCUGGGGAGACGAGAGAUGCGAAGAGGGUUAGGGGGUGGGUGUGGCCGGAGGAUCCAUGGCAUAGGCGGGAGAGGGGCGGACAAAGGGUAGCGUAG